GCAGAAAGUCCUCCAUCCUGAAGAAUUUCCCAUGGUGUAAAACUUACUGACUGUUUCAAAGUGCUGACACUGGAGUCUCCUUCCAUAAAUAUUAAAUAAACUUCUCACAGUAUCAAGCUUCACAGUAGCGGUGAUUUAUAUCCCCUCGCCCCCGUUAAAUUAUCACAUGCUUUUUUAGAUGCUUUGGAGAGUCCACCAUACAAGUCCCUGGGUAAUUUGUUACUAUUGGGUAAAAGAGCGAGAGCAUCAAUGUAAACCUGUUGUUUUUAUUGCAGUCAGAACUUAGCUCAGAGCUACAUGUGAGUGUGUUAGUGAGAAAUGCUGUUGCAAUUGUAAUACUAUACAUCGCAGCUCGUUUUCCUAGCCGCACAUUUGCCUUUGGGCUUAAAUAAUGUUUAUUCAGUUCAGUUUAACGUGACAGCUAAUCAUGUCACUGCAGUCUCAGUACACAGACUAAAGAAGUCACUGUUCAUGGGCCGGUAGACAUGAUGUUGAUGACGUUUCGCUUCUCUCCUAGGAAACCUGCUGAGUAUCUGGGAGGGAACACACAGCAGGAGGAGGGGGAACUGGUGUAACAUGACCUUUUUUUUUUUUUUCUUUUUUCCCUUUCACUUAUUUGCAGAGUUGAAGAUAACGUAGCGUCCGUCGGCAGAGGCAGACCGUGUUCAUUGUAAGUGUUUUUAACGCCCCGGAGGGAGAAAAGUCUGUGAGGUCGGAGUCUUUUUGUGUCCCACCUGCUGCCUUAUCGUGUGUCUCCAGCUUUGAACUGCCUCUGUGUGUGUGUGUGUGUGUGUUCCUGGAAGGAAGUGAACGUCUUGCUUGACAGAGUCUACUUUGAGUUAUGACCGACACCAUGUUUGGUAGCGGGAACCACCAGUGGGUUUGCCCCAAUGACCGACAACUUGCUCUGAGAGCCAAACUACACACUGGCUGGUCGGUGCACACAUUCCAGACAGAGAGGCAGAGAAAAACUCAGAUGCUGAACAAGAGGGAGCUGGACAUCAUCCUGAGCGUCAUCCACAGAGCCGAACAACUCGAGCUGAUCGAGCAGCACCGAAUCGGGCGUCUAAUGGAGCGUUUGGAUAACAUGAAGAGGUCUUCAGUGGGGAAUGGCCUGUCUCAGUGCCUGCUGUGUGGAGAGGCUCUGGGGCUGCUGGGAACUGCUUCAGUCCUCUGCUUUGACUGCUGCAAGAAAGUGUGCACUAAGUGUGGGAUUGAGACGGCAUGCAAUCAGAAGAGAGCUCAGUGGCUCUGCAAGAUCUGCAGUGAACAGAGAGAGGUGUGGAAGCGUUCCGGUGCCUGGUUCUACAAGGCCCUGCCCAAGUACAUUCACCCGGAGAAGGACUCAUUCAUGGACAGGAGGCCUGUGAUCGAGACAGAGAAGCAGCCAGUGGCCAGGAGUGUGCCAAUCACCUACACAUGGGCCCACAGGAAAGUCGACUCGAGUGAGAGUGAUGGCAGUGACUCCGAGCUCAGUGAUGCCAGUAGUGACAGAAAGACCUUCAUCCCUGAGAGCAUCAAAAGACGACACUCGGCUGUGUCCGAGUCGAGCGGUAGCGUGGCUCUCACGCCCCUGCAGUCCAUCCUGAGCAGCCCGGCCCGAGCCAGCUUCCUGUCAGAGAGCCACUCCAGCCUGGGCAGCGAGCGCAGCAGCCUGGCCCCCGCCCCGGAGGAUGAAAACACGGACCUGGGACGCACGUCAUUGUCAGCCCCGGUCCUGAGGCGCACCGGCUCGCUGCGCUCUUCCUCCUCGUCCUCGUCCUCCCCGGCCGCCGCCUCCUCAGCCACUGAAACGGGCCAAGACAAGAACGACGACGAUGACGACCUGGACAGGGCCUUCAGCGCCGCCUCUGCUUCCGCCUCCGCCCUGCCUCCGCCCAGCAGGAAGGAGGAAGAGCCCGACAUGGAGGGCUACGACUCGGACGACUCCACCACUCUUGGCACUCUGGAUUUCAGCCUGCUGUAUGAUCAAGAGAACAACGCCCUGCACUGCACCAUCAAUAAAGCGAAGGGUCUCAAACCCAUGGAUCACAAUGGGCUGUCAGAUCCCUAUGUUAAACUACACCUGCUACCUGGAGCCAGCAAAGCCAAUAAGCUCCGGACCAAGACUCUGCGCAACACCCUCAACCCCGUAUGGAGCGAGACGCUGACCUACUACGGCAUCACCGAUGAGGACAUGGUCCGCAAAACACUCAGGAUUUCCGUGUGUGAUGAGGACAAAUUCCGGCACAAUGAAUUCAUCGGCGAGACUCGGAUCCCCCUGAAAAAGCUCAAGCCCAACCAGACCAAGAACUUCUACAACUGCCUGGAGAAGCAGCUGCCUAUCGAUAAGACCGACGAUAAGUCGUUGGAGGAGCGCGGGCGCAUCAUGAUCUCGCUGAAGUACAGCUCGCAGAAGUGUGGCCUGGUGGUGGGCAUCAUCCGCUGCGCUCACCUCGCUGCCAUGGAUGCAAACGGCUUCUCCGACCCUUACGUUAAAACAUACCUGAAGCCGGAUGAGAACAAAAAGUCAAAGCACAAGACUGCCGUCAAGAAGAAGACCCUUAAUCCAGAGUUUAAUGAGGAGUUCUUCUAUGAGAUUAAGUAUACAGAACUGAGCAAGAAAACCCUUGAGGUGACUGUUUGGGACUAUGACAUUGGCAAAUCCAAUGAUUUUAUAGGUGGAGUGUCUCUAGGCAUCAACGCCAACGGCGAGCGUCUGAAACACUGGUUCGACUGUCUCAAAAACAAGGACAAGAAAAUCGAGCGUUGGCAUACACUCACUAACGAACUCCCUGGUUCGGGCUUCAACGACUGAAGUCUGACACGCCAGCACCCGUUCCCCUUCCUGCGAGAACGUAACGCUUGGCCUUUUGACCGUCACCUCCAACACUACAGUCCAGAGAUGGGUACCAAAGUGACCUCUUUUCCCGUCAUCCCCAAAUCUCUCCCUGUAUGUACUUCCCCUGGUGUUACUGUUCGAUGUGGCUUUUGAGCUUCUUGGGCCAGCUUGUGUUGAUUUAUGAAGAGGUGUUUGUCCCUCGCAAAAAAAGCAGGGGAUCGUGUUCAAGCGUUUAAAUACUGUUCAACUUGCUGUUCUCUCUGCUCUUUCGAUUCCCUCUGAUGUUUAGUAUGUAUUGAAGAAUGUUGUUUACACGAGCUAUCGAUGGAUGUUCAGAUCACUUCAGAUCAGGAGUAUGGUUAGACCUUGAAUGAUUUUGGAAGAGAGAAUUGAUCAAGAAACCAUCGAAUGUUUACAUCUAGAAUCCAGUUCAUAAAUACUCUACAUAGUGGAAAAAAAGACAGUUUGAUGGAUUUUAGAUGUCCUAUUUUUAGUUCAUUUUAUUCUCUUAGCAAAGUCGUUUUGGUGUUGUUUGUUUGUUUGUUUGUUUGUUUUUUAAAUUCAGGACCCAGUGUCAGUACGGAUUGAUGAAUGUGUUUUAUUUAGCCACACCAUUGAGAAUGUGAUGCUGAAAAAGCGAUGGACCAACGUCUGUCCUGUUUACAUAUAAAAAACAACAACAACAACAACAUUUGAAAUGCCUCCAAGCAGAAAUUCUGCUCCAGGUAAGCGAUUGAAGUUUUGGAUCAUCCUCUAGUCAUUCUGGUAACGUAUAGUAACGUAGGUGUUGAUGUUCUCGAGCCCUGUACGGAUCAAGACGUUCAGUAUGGUGUUACGAAUCAUUUCUUUAGACCGUUAGUUCAGAUAGUAAAUGAUUCCUAGAACCAUGCUUGAAUGAAAGGGUUUUUUUUUAAUUAUUUAAACUAGGAUUAUUCUGUUAUGUUUUUUUUUUUUUUUUAAUUAAUUUUAAAUAUCAUCCACUAAAGAAAUCUUCUGGCACAAUCUAAAAACAUAUUUAGCAUGCAUUUCAGUGGAUUUCUUAGUUAUUAUUAAUGGACUUUUACUACGUAUUUAUUUUCCGGCUAGUAUUUAUAUCUAUUUUUUUGUGUAGUACAUUUUAAAUUGAUGUGGACGUCCACUUUCGAGUAGUUUUAGAGCUCUAGCAAUGUCGAUAUCUUCAUAUGCCCAGGCAUGAGGUCUUAGUACGUCGACCUUGCUCAGUAAGGCAGAUCUUCUUAUCAAAGCACUCAGUGCAACAGCCAGACUUAUGACAUCUUUUGUAAUCUGUUGCCUUUGUACUCAAAAGCUCUAUAGCGUAAAAAAAAAGAAAAGAAAAGAAAAGAAAUGCAUGCAAUGUUCUUAAACGUUCAUUAAACUGACUUUGCUUAAUGUUUGAUACUCUUCUGUAAAAGAGAACUCGUCGAUGCUAAAAGAUCAUGGAAUGUCCGUGUUUUCUUCUUGGACGUUUUUUUGUACCCUCGAACGCUGUCCCGUCGCCUGUCCGGCUGCUCUAUCUUCCGGAAAUGUGAUCGCAUGUAACUGCAACAACAACAAAAAAAAAGAAUCUUGUCUUGUUUUCCUUUUUUUUUCCCCCCCCCCCAAUCUCAGGCGAUUGUUUGCAUUUCUAGUGGUUCUCUGAUGAAAUUUCUAUGUUCCUACUCCUCGUUCACCAUCACCUCGUGUUGCACCGAAUGGCAGAAUUUAUCGUGCCUUUUCUUUUCUAACAGUGAAGUUUUUUUUUUGCACCGCUCACUUUACAAGGAUUCCUAGACGGAUAUUAGCUUUUAAUAUGGAAACUAUAUGAUAACAUUUGGCAUAUUUCUAUUCCUGUCUGUGUCAGAAUAAUGCAUCAAUCGGAAUAUUAUCACUCGAUGACACACUGUAUGUGGCUGGGGUCCGGGGUUCAAGUGGAAGAUGUUUAAAGCAUGAAACGACACAUUCUGGUUUCUACUCUUUUUUUUUUUUCUUUUUUUUUUUAAAUAACACUGCGCAUUAAAUUAAAGGGAAACUAAUGUUGGCACUAUUUGUAGAACUAUUAACCACACUAUUAACUAUUAACUCCAACACAAACACUUCUUAGGCAUCUUAAUAAAUGACGCAAAUGAUUUGAUAUCAUUUUUAACAGUUGAACUAUCACAUGGUUUACUUCAUUUAGAAUAUGAAUCUACACUAGUCCGAUAAAAAAAGAAAGAAAGAAAAAGAAAAGACCGGACACCAGAAUGUGUCAUUUUCUUUAUGUCUGUUUUAAAAAGAAAUGUUCAAGUAUUAUAUCUUGCGUGUUUUUUACUCUGGCGAAGAUGUGCUAUUUAUAUAUGUUCUGAUUUGGAAAAACUAUGUCUAAUAAAGUAGAGAACCAGCCUAUAAUCCUUGUUUGCUUUCAGAAAGUUCUGGGUUUACACAGCCAUUACUCCCAAUCUCCACUGUGAUGGUGUUGUCGAUGGCUCUUAGCUAAAGCAUUUAAAACCAACAAGGCAUGGACAGAAAACUUGACCACGGCCUGUUGAGUUAACUAGUCUUUGGGAAGGAAAUAUUACACUGCGUCUUUUAGGUGUCCUUAGUAACUUUAUUAAUCUUAUGUACUAUUUGAUAGAUUUUUAGCCCUCCCACUUGAUAUCACCACCAGCCGUAUAUUACAGUGGUGCUAGAAUUUUCUAUAUAUCUGCAUAAAUAUGACCUAAAACAUCAUCUUAUUUUCAUACAAGUCUUUAAAGUAGAUUAAGAGAACCCAGUUAAACAAAUGAGACAAAAAUAUUAUACUUGUUCAUUUAUUUAUUGAGGAAAAUGAUCCAAUGUUACAUAUCUGUGAGUGGCAAAAGUAUGUGAAUCUCUAGGAUUAGCAGUUAGUUUGAAAGUGAAAUUAGAGUCAGGUGUUUUCAAUCA
Ictalurus furcatus (blue catfish) is the source of this 5701-nucleotide messenger RNA. It is a transcript of the gene doc2b, whose product is annotated as double C2-like domains, beta. Gene Ontology annotation, molecular function: small GTPase binding. Gene Ontology annotation, cellular component: membrane. The record is from RefSeq and is a predicted model, not a curated record. The coding region runs from base 842 to 2797 and encodes 651 amino acids. Gene Ontology annotation, biological process: intracellular protein transport. The transcript has 17 exons. Lineage: Eukaryota; Metazoa; Chordata; Actinopteri; Siluriformes; Ictaluridae.